CCUACUCAACCACUGAAUCAAUCUGUAUAAAAUUUAGCAUACGUAUUGUGUAAAGUAUGGAGAAGGACAUGGUGUAUCAUCCCAAUAAAAAUUAUAGUUUCCGCAGGAUUGAAGCCAACAAGGGAAUCGAAUUACAGUUUUCGAGAUUAACAGUUUUGUUGGUGACAGCGUUUUCGGCCUCGAAUCGAAUGAUUUUCACCAAGUUAUUUUUACCAAGAUUUCUGCGUAAAAUCUGUUGAUAAAAAUGCAGCAAAUAACAGUAUUUAUGGAUAUCGAGAGUUCACGUUCUUACAUAGAUGAGUUGUAUUCUUCGGAUGAAACGAAAAUUAUAGAAGCUUUGGUGACCCUGAAAAACUCUGUGAUCGGCAGCAAUCGACAAAAGACCUCUGUGAUACAGCAAGGAGUGGUACCGCGGCUACUGCAGUUGAUGUCGGAUGAAGCACUCGAUCCCAAUAUAAGACUUGAGGCUACAAUCACAAUUGGGUCACUAGCCAAAGGCACUCAAGAGAAUGUAUCCUCACUAGUAGACCAAGGAGCAGCCACCGCUCUGGUGGAACUGUUAAAGAAUGUACCGGUUACAACAAAGCUGGCUGAAGCAGCGCUAUGUGCCCUACGCAGCGUGUUCCUACAACCCCCAGCCCCAAUCGCAGCACUUCCGGCAGAUAUGAGACUCUUGACAAGACUGACACAAAUCGCCCGUGAAGGUUCACCCACAGCACGUUGUUGUGUUGUCCGGAUCCUCGCCAUCUGGUGCGGAGGCACACUCGAGCAGGAAGCAUUAUGUGCGGCCGGAGCUUGUUCAGCUAUCGCAGCAAUGUUGUCCAAUGGAAGGAACGGACCACCCGUAGCAAGAGCCACACCAGCAUUGGAACUGUUAGCCAAUAUGUGCUUUGAGAAUAGUAAUGUUUCACAUGUUGCAUUGACUACCAAACACGGAGACAAAACAAUCCCAGAGUUGCUGAUGUCGCUGGUGUGUCGCGACAAGCCGCUGGCGGUGUCGCUCGCGGCGGCGCGGUGUCUCACCUUCAUACAGCGCGCCGGCGCCCUGCCACACAACGACACCAAAGUGGUGUUUGGUGCGCUUCCUUGCCUGGCCCGGCUCUGUACUAAAGAAAUGCCCGAGGAAAUCAGAGCAAAAGCCGCGGAAACAUUAGCCUACUUGGCAGAGGUCGACACAUCCCUACAAAGGCUGGCGGCAAUCUCCAACCACCUGAUGAGUUCGCUCGCAGACAUUGUGAACUGCCCGUCCGCCGCCGCUAAACAGGGCGCCUUCAAAUGUUUCGCGUCCCUGGGAGCCAAUGAUGAGGAUAUAAGAAAGAGAAUUAUAGAAACACACGGAUUAAUGAUGCAUAUCGUCAGUGGAAUGAACAAUCCGGAGCCUUCUAUAAGAUUAGCAGCUGUAAGAUGUUUACACUCUCUGUCCCGAUCUGUGCAACAGCUACGGACGACGUUUCAGGACCACGCCGUAUGGCGGCCGCUAAUGCAACUCCUGAACGACUCGCCCGGCACCGAACUGUUGACCGUGGGGUCGUCGACACUAUGCAACCUACUACUGGAGUUCUCGCCCGCCAAAGAGCCAAUGUUAGAUCAAGGUGCGGUUGAGAUGUUAUGUAACCUCACGAAAAGACCGGAAGCGGCUCUCCGGCUAAACGGCAUCUGGGCACUUAUGAAUAUGGCCUUUCAGGCUGAACAAAAAGUGAAGCAGCGCAUAUUAAACUGCCUGGGCACAGAGCAAAUGUUCAGGUUACUUGGAGACAGCGACACCAGAGUCAUAAUGAAGACCCUGGGUCUGCUGAGGAACCUCCUCUCCACCAGGCAGCAUAUAGACGCGAUCAUGAGCGAGUACUCUUCUCAAGUGAUGCAGGCUGUGAUAGUAGUUCUAGAAGGCUCGUACCCCGCUGAGGUGAAAGAACAGGCGCUUUGUAUCCUGGGGAACAUUGGGGACGGUGAGAAGGCCAGGGACUUUAUUAUGGCCAACGAGGAUGUGCUGAGGAAGCUGGUGGACUAUUUGGCGCACCCGGAGAGCAAGCUGCAGGAGGCGGCGCUGUUCGUGGCGGGCAACCUGGUGCGCGGCGGCGAGGCGGGCGCGGGCGCGCGCCAGGCGCGGCUGGCCGAGCUGGGCGUGCUGCGCGCGCUGGCCGGCCUGCGCGUGCGCCCCGACGCGCAGCACCUGCACGACAAGGUGAAAAGCGCUCUAGCUCAGUUCAAUGAGUUGACAUAAUACAAGAGGCGCUGCCGAAAACGCCUGAGACGAAAGUGACUAUACCAAUGUGAUUUACAGUGAGUCUUGUACGAGUAAUAAUAAGUAAUGUACAUAGAUAGGUCUCAACGUUGUUAACACUGAGGAUUCAAAUAAUUUAUUUUAAUUUAUCAUUUUGUUUACGUCAUAGAGAAUGACAGAUGAGUUUCAGAAGUGCGGCGCUGUACGGAAUCGUGUCGACCAAUCGUUGUGGUUUAUUUUUUUCGAGUGAAAUUUGAUUGGUUGAUUCUGUAUACACGCAUCAUCUGUCGAAGUGAAUGAAAGUGAAUGUGGUCGUUGAAUAUGUUUUUGCGAUGUCUUAUGUUUAAGCAAUACAUUGAUUGUGGUCCAAGUCAUAUAGGAAGUAGCAAGUAGAAUUUUAUGCACAAUGGCAGCUUGAAGUGUUGUGUUCUCUGAAAAAGAUAUGCACAAUAUAUUUGAAACCCACAUGGCGUGUAUCGUUCACGGCAAUAACUCCGCAAUUGCAAUGUUUUUUGUCGGAUAACAAAUUAUAGAGAUGAGGCUGUCCUAUUGAGAAAUUUUAGAACUGAAUAUUCCAUCCCUUGGACCAGAUUACAAAAUAGUAAUUGCGCAUACAAUGACAUCCAUAUAGCAAAACGUAGCUCUUAUCUAUAUGACUUGGAGCAGAAAAUUAUUCUUUGUGAAGCUCUGAAAAUUUGCGAUACGACACUAA
Molecule: messenger RNA, 2933 nt
Organism: Amyelois transitella
Lineage: Eukaryota; Metazoa; Arthropoda; Insecta; Lepidoptera; Pyralidae
Product: armadillo repeat-containing protein 8
Exons: 15
Coding region: 245-2221 (658 amino acids)
Biological process (GO): proteasome-mediated ubiquitin-dependent protein catabolic process
Cellular component (GO): GID complex
Molecular function (GO): protein binding
Source: RefSeq, a predicted model, not a curated record